CACGGUAUAGAUUCAGAUGCUUCAGUAUACCAUUAAAUUGUGCCAAGGCCAACAGCAGAGGCACUAUAGUCCACAGGGCUGGCUAAACCACUGGACCAAAAGUGGGACCUGGCCUAGUGGAAGGAUGCCACGUCUGUAGGAUCCAACUGUUCUCAAAAAAUGCCACGCCCACUUCUCACAGGCUAUUCACAUUUCCGAGGCCUGAAUGAGGAGGAAGAGGAAAUCCAGCCCUGCUACUAUCACCACUAUACAUCACCUUCUCCUGAUCACAUCAAGAAUCUCAUCAGCUCUGGAGACAAUCAGCUGAAGGAUUCAGAUGACCGAGCCACAUUUUUCUUGAAAGGGAUGCCUAAAAAUAAGAGCCGCUUUACAGGGAGACAACACGAACUGAAAAACAGAAGUUACCAGAAAAAAAUGGCUAGGCAGAUGCUGGGCCUUGAAGAAGUACCUGUGUCUUCAGAACAACUGGGCUUGAGCUUGGAGUUUCAAGGGCCAUCAUACCAGGAAGCAGUAGUUGCUGAAAAUCUAUCAGAUGAUGAUGACAACUGGAGAGAAAGAUACCCACCCUCUGCCUGUGACAAAGUACAUCCAUCCAGGGUGUCCAGUGUGACCCCAGGCAACUCUUACAGUUACAACUCACCUACUGUUGCAGGGGUUGAGGCUUUCUCUUUGUGGCCAUUCAGUGAUAAUGACUCAUGUGAUGGCUGUCCCACUCACACCAAGGCAGCUGAAAGCUACGCUCCCCAUGAGGAACCUAUAGAAAAUGUGGAGUGUACCUCCUCACAUCUGAGCUACCAGGAUCUUGAGGAAGAAAAUUCUAUGCUGAGGAGAAAGAUCAAAAGGAUCCAGAACUUCUCGGAAAGUCAGACACAGAUGGUGAGAAACCUUGAGAGGAAACUGCAAGCCACAGUCAGUAAAGAGGAAGAAGCUCAGGAUUUGGAAGCUUUGGUGCAGCAGGCAGAACACAGUCUCCAGGCCAUGACUCAAAGAGCUUUGAAGGCAGAGAGUGAUCUUGAAAAGGCAAAACAGGAGAUAUACUUCCUCCAUGCUGAGCUAUCAUGCUAUAAGAUGGAGAACGAAAGUUUGCGAUCUGGCCAGUCCAGCAACAUGGGAGCAGUAAAACACCAAAUAGAUGUUGCUUUGCAGAAUCUCCUCAGAGUCACCAACCAUGCACAUGCUACCAUCCAUCAGAUGGUCUUUGGAGCUGAAACACUGGCACUUGUUGCUGAUCUCCUUAAAUCUGUAGGCAGAAUGUCUGAAAUUGAAACUGAAAAUGGAGCAGAGAAACAAACGUAGAGGACUUCUCUCCCAUGAGUGCUCUAUCUUCCUGUAGUCUGAUUGAGACUUAAAUCUUUUGCUCU
Molecule: messenger RNA, 1361 nt
Organism: Heteronotia binoei (common prickly gecko)
Lineage: Eukaryota; Metazoa; Chordata; Lepidosauria; Squamata; Gekkonidae
Product: endosome-associated-trafficking regulator 1-like
Exons: 1
Coding region: 160-1296 (378 amino acids)
Biological process (GO): regulation of cytokinesis; positive regulation of protein localization to cilium; positive regulation of cilium assembly
Cellular component (GO): centrosome; early endosome; midbody
Source: RefSeq, a predicted model, not a curated record